Molecule: messenger RNA, 870 nt
Organism: Boeremia exigua
Lineage: Eukaryota; Fungi; Ascomycota; Dothideomycetes; Pleosporales; Didymellaceae
Exons: 3
Coding region: 1-870 (289 amino acids)
Source: RefSeq, a predicted model, not a curated record
AUGGUCUCAACUCGCCAGCAUCCUCAGGGCGAUUUUCCUGCGUUCGAGCCUUCGCCAACGAAGAGACCCUCGCGCACUUCGACCGCGUCUCCUGCGCCCACGAGCCCUACGAGUCCCACACGUACCCUCGCCUCCAAUGUCUCCCCCGCCGCAAAAGCAGUCGCCAGACGCGUAAUUUCCAAGACUUCCAACGCGGUUGAUGCUAUUGCGCCACCUUCGCCGGCAGAGAUUAACGAGACGGGAUGGUGCCAUACAGCAUCGAACCUCACAAUUCUGUGGCUCGCAAUCUCUCUGCCCCUAGUGUUAUGGGACACCCUAUACAUCUUGCUUCGGCCACACACGAUGGCUGGAGGGUUUCUACAAUGGCCGAUCUGGAAGCCAUACGAGAUUUAUGCUUCGAUUGAUUACGUAUAUGGUUGGCCUGGCUGGGAAAGCAACGACGGCUUUGGCGGCGCGCAAGGCGCGCUCAACGCCGUGGAAACGAUUUUGUACGGUCUAUACGUCAUGAUCAUUUAUAAUCACAGCGUUCCUGCCGCGACUGGUACCGGCCUCGAUGUAAGUGCCGAGGGAUGGACCGCGUGGUUAUCAGGCGGCCGCAAAGUCCGCGGCAAGAACGGAAACCGCGCGCUGCUCAUUGGUUUCACGGCUGCUGUCAUGACGCUCAGUAAGACAGUGCUAUACUACUUUAACGAAUACUUUUCCAAUUUCAAGAGCAUAAGUCACAAUGACUGGUUCACUAUUCUUGUCUUCUACGGCAUCAUGAACGGUCUCUGGGUCGUCUUUCCCGCAUAUAUGACCGUCGUUUUUGGAUCGGACAUAAUACAGGCUCUUGACUUCGCUGUUGAAUCGACUACUGGGAAGGAUGAGUAG